AUGAGGUUGAACAGUCCGUCACUGAGCCCGCCACCCAGCCCGAUGCACAGAACACCGUCGACAUCGAAUCCUUCCACCAGAUCCUCGACCGAGGAUGACACCCACAAUUCUUCCCGUGGCAUAGCCUGGGCCUACUUCUCCCAGGCCAGCACCACAUUCACCGAGAUGGACGAGGACUGUUGCAGCUCCGUCAAGGACCUCUAA
This is a messenger RNA of Sparassis crispa, 204 nucleotides long. RefSeq lists its product as hypothetical. Lineage: Eukaryota; Fungi; Basidiomycota; Agaricomycetes; Polyporales; Sparassidaceae. The record is from RefSeq and is a predicted model, not a curated record. The transcript is spliced from 2 exons. The coding region runs from base 1 to 204 and encodes 67 amino acids.